Nycticebus coucang (slow loris) is the source of this 1912-nucleotide messenger RNA. RefSeq names its product keratin, type II cuticular Hb6. Gene Ontology annotation, cellular component: keratin filament. Lineage: Eukaryota; Metazoa; Chordata; Mammalia; Primates; Lorisidae. The record is from RefSeq and is a predicted model, not a curated record. Bases 1 to 1449 code for a protein of 482 amino acids. The transcript has 9 exons. Gene Ontology annotation, biological process: intermediate filament organization; keratinization. Gene Ontology annotation, molecular function: structural constituent of skin epidermis.
AUGACGUGUGGAUCUUACUGUGCUGGCCGAGCCUUCAGUUGCCUUUCAGCCUGCGGGCCCCGGCCCGGCCGCUGCUGCAUCUCCGCCGCCCCCUACCGCGGCAUCUCCUGCUACCGCGGCCUCCCCGGGGCCUUUGGCAGCCACAGCGUCUGCGGGGGCUUCCGCGCUGGCUCCUGCGGUCGCAGCUUCGGGUACCGCUCAGGCGGCGUGUGCGGGCCCAGCCCACCCUGCAUCACCACCGUGUCGGUCAACGAGACCCUCCUCACGCCCCUCAACCUGGAGAUUGACCCCAACGCCCAGUGCGUCAAGCACGAGGAGAAGGAGCAGAUCAAGUGCCUCAACAGCAGGUUUGCCGCCUUCAUCGACAAGGUGCGCUUCCUGGAGCAGCAGAACAAGCUGCUGGAGACCAAGUGGCAGUUCUACCAGAACCGCCAGUGCUGCGAGAGCAACCUGGAGCCGCUGUUCGAGGGCUACGUGGAGACGCUGAGGCGGGAGGCCGAGUGUGUGGAGGCCGACAGUGGGAGGUUGGCAGCGGAGCUCAACCACGUGCAGGAGGUGCUGGAGGGCUACAAGAAGAAGUAUGAGGAAGAAGUUUCCCUGAGAGCAACAGCUGAGAAUGAGUUUGUGGCUCUGAAGAAGGAUGUGGACUGUGCCUACCUUCGCAAGUCAGACUUGGAGGCCAACGUGGAAGCCCUGACCCAGGAGAUCGACUUCCUGAGGCGGCUGUAUGAGGAGGAGAUCCGCGUUCUCCACGCCCACAUCUCAGACACCUCGGUGGUUGUCAAGAUGGACAACAGCCGAGACCUGAACAUGGACUGCAUCAUUGCCGAGAUUAAGGCCCAGUAUGAUGACAUUGCCAGCCGUAGCCGAGCCGAGGCCGAGUCCUGGUACCGCAGCAAGUGUGAGGAGAUGAAGGCCACGGUGAUCAGGCACGGGGAGACCCUGCGCCGCACCAAGGAGGAGAUCAACGAGCUGAACCGCAUGAUCCAGAGGCUGACGGCCGAGGUGGAGAAUGCCAAGUGCCAGAACUCCAAGCUGGAGGCUGCCGUGACCCAGUCUGAGCAGCAGGGUGAGGCGGCCCUCAGUGACGCCCGCUGCAAGCUGGCAAGUCUGGAAGAGGCCCUGCAGAAGGCCAAGCAGGACAUGGCCUGCCUGCUCAAGGAGUACCAGGAGGUGAUGAACUCCAAGCUGGGCCUGGACAUCGAGAUCGCCACCUACAGGCGCCUGCUGGAGGGCGAGGAGCAGAGGCUGUGCGAGGGCGUUGGCUCGGUGAAUGUCUGCGUCAGCAGCUCCCGCGGUGGCGUCGUCUGUGGCGAUCUCUGCGCCUCGGUUACUGCCCCUGCUGUCUCUGCCAGAGUCGGCAGCGCCCCGUGCAACAGCAGCGUGGUGGUGAGCGCCCCCGACGCCUGCGCCCCCUGCGUCCCCGCCAGCUGCCUUAAGCGCUGCUAGGUGGCUGCGCCUCCACAAGCGACCGUCACCCUCACCCUCCGCUCAGCCAGGACCUCGAGUAAUCGGAAAGCCCCGCCCGCGCCGGCCGCCAAGACCCGGCGCCCUCCCUGCUGUUCUCCACCCCGCCACGCCGGGAGGCCAGGGCGGGCCUGGGUCUUUCUGUAGCCUUUCCUAGUCGUCCAUUUGUUGUCCUGAGGAUUCGUCCUUUUCCUUCGCCUGCUGUCUGUUGGAUUAAUUGGUUCCGUCUGACCCCUUCCCCAAACUCGGGUGAACAGGACAGGCCCCCCGAGUCUCCCUGCCUGCACUGCCCCGACCCUGCCCAGUGGAGAGGGGAGCGCUGAUGCUGGCUUUCCUGUAACUCUGCCAGGGAAGUGCUUGCGGGAGAGGCGGGCACCUCCCUCCCAGGGCUGCCUGCCCAUGGCUCUCCCUCCUGCGUGUCUGUCUGUGUCACUCUGUGUUUCCA